Nerophis ophidion (straightnose pipefish) is the source of this 754-nucleotide messenger RNA. RefSeq names its product selenoprotein H (gene selenoh). The record is from RefSeq and is a predicted model, not a curated record. The transcript is spliced from 6 exons. Gene Ontology annotation, cellular component: Golgi apparatus. Lineage: Eukaryota; Metazoa; Chordata; Actinopteri; Syngnathiformes; Syngnathidae.
GGUACUGUCCGUGUCCGGCGCGGGAAAAUUCCAUAACCAAAAUGGCGUCCGUCGAAGCAGGCCGCCGUGGGACCAAGCGCAAAACCCGGGAUGAGGAGGAGAAGCCCACCAAGGAGGCAAAAGGGGAAGAGGCGCCUUUGCUGGAGGGUCAAAAAGUGAUCAUUGAACACUGCAAGAGCUGACGAGUAUAUGGGCGUAAUGCUGAGGGCGUUAAAUCUGCCCUGCUGGCUGCACGCCCUCAACUCACUGUGGUCCUCAACCCGGAGAAGCCUCGCAGGAACAGCUUCGAGAUCAUUUUGGUUGACGGAGGCAAAGAAACAUCUCUCUGGACGGGACUAAAGAAAGGUCCGCCCCGUAAACUCAAGUUUCCUGACCCUGAUGCCAUUGCUGCUGCACUUCAGGAGGCUCUAAGCACCGAGUAGAGAAGAUGAGAAUCAGCACGGCCGAGGCGUGGACCUGAUCGUCGAUGGCAUGAGACCUGAGGGAGCAAAAAUGAAGAGGAGAGACCAAACUGGAUGCCCAGAGUCUCUCCUCUGAUGGACCAAGCUCCUGCAGAUCCGGUCUUUGAAGGAAUGGUGACCUCUAGUGGAAGACUUUGGAGAAUGUACAGUACUCCCUCUAGUUUGGCUGGUCACUUGUUUCUAGGAUCAUUGGGAUUGUACAUGUUGAAGGUGGAAUUACUUUUGUUGUGUUGUUGAUUUGUUCAAGCAUUCAGUUGGGGAUCUGGAAUAAAUAUUUACAAAAUGAAUACAAA